Paramecium tetraurelia is the source of this 3843-nucleotide messenger RNA. RefSeq lists its product as uncharacterized. Lineage: Eukaryota; Ciliophora; Oligohymenophorea; Peniculida; Parameciidae. The transcript has 3 exons. The record is from RefSeq and is a predicted model, not a curated record.
AUGAAAAUUAAUAAAUUUGCAUGCUUUCAUUGUCAUCAAAGUCUUAAUCAGAAUCACAUUGAUAGGCGGUUUAAGAAAUCCAAUCAUGAAGAAGCCAAACCCCAAAUCAUAAUCGAUUAUUAGAUUGAAAAUCAAAUUAAUAGUCAUAAUCAAAACUCAGAAGCAAUUUAUACAAAUAAUAACACACAUUCAACUAAUUAUCAAUACUCCAGUUCUUAAUUAGCUAUUUUUAAUGAUUAAUUAUUAGUUGCGUAAAAAGAUUCCAUUUUAUUCUAUGAUUGUAUUUUCGAUUAAUUCUCUCCAGAAAACCUUUCGCAUUAUUUUCCUUAUCAACAAUUAACACUGCAUCAUGGAAAUAUUGUCUCCUUACACAAUAUAAGGAAUUAAUUAAUAGUAAGGACGGAAAAGACUAUUUUAAUUUUCUAAACUAAUUAGUAAAAUUUUAUAUUAUAAAAAGCAUUUGCUUAUGCGAAUAUUUUAUCAUUAAAUUUUGAGAUCAACAAGUUAUUUCUAUGUUUAGAAGAUUAGCUUGUCCUUAUUGAUUUGAUAUCAUAUUAAAACUCUGUAAUCCUCAGGGAUACAUAAAUUUAAGCAGGAUUUUAUGCAGACAAUCAUUACUAUUACAUUACAAAGAACUCAAAAACCUUAAAAAGCUCACUUAAGGAAUUUAACCUAAAUGUAAAUAUCAAUUUAUUUAUUAACUCAAUCUAUAUUAUUAAUAACUUGUUAUGCAUUUGUGGGUAUCAAUCCAAAUGCUAAGACAAAAUAUCUUAUUGUGCUGAAAUCAUAUGGUAUAACUUGGCAUCAAAAGAUUUCAAUUAAUAAAUUGACAAUUUAAAAAUUGAUCUAAUAAAUGAUACAAUCAUUAAUGGUGAUUUUGGAAUGUAACUUAUGGGUGAUCUGUGUAUUCUCUAUGGAACUAAUUUGAGUACAUUAACAUUCUGGAAUUUGGAAUACUUAAAUUAUGAUAAUAAUAAAGAAAACAAAGUGGAGAUGCUUAACACUUAAGGAAUAAGAGGUUUAGCCUUAGUGAAUAAAGAUUAAUAUCAUACAAUUAAAAAAAGUUAAGAAUCAUUUAGUAGUACUGAUGAAUAUCCCAUAAUAAUAAUUAUUGAUGAUUAGGGAUUUUUAAAUGCUUAUGAAUUUACAAAUCAAUAAGAGUUUUCAGAUGGGCUAUCAAGGUAAUCAGAAACACAAUGGGGAAGACCAUUAUAUACUGAUUAUUCUAACUAAUAUGGUGAUAUUUAAUAUACAAUUAUACAAAAUGAUCCAAGAGAAGUGAUGAAUUUAGCAAAUCCUCCUUUUAAUUUUUAAUUAGUCACUAAAGUUGAUGAUUCAUAAAUAGUUUUUGGAAGUGGUAAAAUUGAUCAUAUCUUUCAUCUUCAUUAAAAUUGGAUUUCUUCUGCCAAUCUAGCUAUAAAUUAUAAGCAUUUCUAAGUAAUAGGACAUGAAAGAGAAAUCUUAAUUCUGAAUCCAUUAGUUAUUGAAUAGAUUCUACUUGAUUUGCCACAUAAUUGCUAAACGAAUUAAAUUACAUCUCACCCUUGUGAACUCAUUUAUGGUUUGUAUUCAUUUUAAGAAUAAAUACUUAUCUAAACGAAUUCAUCUCUUUAUUUAUGCAAUUAUCACAAUGACUAAUGGAAAACAAAAAAGAUUUUAAACCAAAAUUCAAUAAAAAGAGUCUCAAUUGUAGAUGAUUACAUUUUACUCAAAAUUAAAACUUAUACUGAUCAAUUUGUAUUGUAUGAGUACAAAAAUGAUGUGUUAUAGUAACUCACAACUCAUAGCAAUGAUGCAAGUUGUAUAUUCAAAUUGAAUAAUCAAAUAGCACUACUUUAAAUAUUAGAUAAUCAAUUAUAUAUUUUACAAGAUCUUGAGAACAAAGAAUAGAUCACUAUAGAUAUAGAUAUUGUUUAUUCAAAAGAAUAUUAUAUCAAAUAAAUACAUGAAAACCAUCUUUACUUAUCCUUUGCUACUUUAGAUUAAAAUUAAUUCGAACAUUACAUUUUGUAUUAUGAUCCAUAAAGAAAAUCAGCUAAACAAGAGAAACAUCUUGAAGACCUAUUGUAAAAUGUGAGAUACAAUCAUUUACUAACUAAAAUCACAGAAUCCGAUUGGAAUAUAACUACUAUAUUAACUCCAGAUGCUAAGUUUAUUGUGAUUAUUCCAAAUGGAAUCUAGGAUGGAUUUGUGUUGUAAGUGUGUGGUUAGGAUCUGAGAACAAUAGAUGAUCAAGAGGGAUAUCCCAUUCAUCUUCCUUCGUUUUCUCAUAUCGUCAAAGGAGUAUCAGUUUUAAAUUAUGUUUUACCCCUUGAAGAGAAUCUGAGUUCAACACCUGGACUUUAUAAAGUGAGAAAAGAUAACAAGGAAUUUCAUUAUUAAUGCCAACCUUCCAUUUUGAUUUAUGAAUUUGAUGAGAAGGGUUCAUUAACAAUUCAUAGAUUUUUAAUAAUCAAACUUAAGUUCUAAGGAGGAUAACUCCCAAUUUUGAAUGUGCAAUUCGAUAGUCGAUAAUCAGAUCAAAACUAAAAUACUCUUAAAAUAUCUCGUACAGAAUCUCUUGUAUCUUUACAGCCACCCCCAUCUCCAUCUGUUAAGUGUCAAGAUAUUCCAUCUCAGGCUGCUUUGAUUACGCAGUAAUUAUUAGACUUAUGUUAGCAAUCAAUCCUACAAUUUCAUCAAACUUAUGAUUAUCUUAAAUUCAAUCCAUACCUUCCAAUUUUUACCUCAUAAUACAUUUUUGAUGAUUUAUAUUCUAAAUAUUAUUAGAUAUCGAAUGAUAAAUGGAUACAUCUUACAAAAUUGAAAGAUAAAUCAGUAAUCCAUCAAUAUUUGACUUUGAAAAAUUCAGUCCAUAUCCCAAAAGUAGAACUUGAGCAUUCUAUUAUUGAAGAUAAGCUUAAAUAACUAAAAUUGCUUUAGUUUCAUUUUUCGAAGAUUUGCACUUUUGUCAGAAUGAAUUUACAUUAAGGUAGAAUAGAAAAUUUUGAAUUUAUUAAUGAAGAAUAAAAGUAGAUUGCAAAAAAAGCAAGGUCAACUCGAAAAAUAACGUUUAAUGUAGAUGUUCAAAAUAUUGGAUUUCAAAGUACAUAAGAUUAAUUCAUUAGAACAUUAUGUUCUCAACCUAAAUCUAAAGUGAAAUAUUUAGUUUUAGCAUAGAGUAUAUAACCAUAAACUGUUCACUUAGGAUAACCACAAUAUAAUAUAUAGAUAUCCAAGGAUAGCUAAGAUUUUAAAUUAUAAAGAAUAUUAUAGGCUUAAUCCUUUGAUUAAGAAAUUUCUAUUGAAGAAUAAAGUUAAACAGAAAGUAUGAUACUUGGAUAGGCUGCUUAAAGUUAAAUUAGUUCAGAUAGUUUUCAUAAUGAUAAUUUUAUUUUUUAAGAAUAAUAAUAGGUGCAAGUAUUUCAAUCUCCAAGUAAAAAUCCUUUUGAUUCUGAAACAUUGAGCAAUCUUAAUAACAACCAACUAGUUGAAUCCAUUAUUUUCGAUAGUAAAGACAUAAGAUCUUAACAGGAAUUAUCAAAUUACAAAGAUUCCGAAGUUAAAAAACCCAAAUCUUCUUGUUAAAGUAAACAAAUGAUUGAGCAAGUACAGAGAAGCAAAUUCAAAAUGUCAGAAGUUUAUGAAGGUAACAAUUCAUUGAUAUUUUCAAAUAUUUAAAAUUCAAAUUAUGGUGAUAUUAAAAGAUAAUCUAUUAAAACUCCAAAUUUCAAUGUUAAUAACUUAAAUUAACAUAACUUUUAACAAUGGCAGAUUAAAAGUUGUAAUAGAAUUUAAACUGAAUAAUUUUUGAAAACAUCUAUGGAUAUCUUGGAUUUUGAUUUAAAAAAAGACCAAAACUGA